AUGGUUCAACCGGCUGACACCAAUAAAUUACCCUCAGAGAAAAUGUAUGGUGCAUUAGACAAAGGAGUAGGGCGAACAAGUUGCGUACUUGGGGGGAACUGGCAGAACCAUAGAAAUUUAAAACAGAAGGUAGAAGAAUUAUUAAAAAGGUAUUAUAUUAAUAAUGGGAAUUUGGCCGACAGAAUCGUAAGGAACUACUGUGUAGCAUGUAACAGCACAGGGGAAGGGGAGUUCGUUUCUUUGUCCAAUAGUGACCGUUAUAGCUUCUUUUAUUUUUGGUUAGGAGAUAAAUUAGGAGACCGUCGCUCAAUGGUUAUGAGGGAAAUUUACCCUAAACUCGAAGGUUCCGCGGGCACAUGUGGGUGCACCAAUUUGUAUGAUGAUAUUACCAAAGAACGUUUCGGGCAGGGCAAAACACUAUUCGAUUAUUAUUAUAACUAUAGGAAAUUACAAAAUGGACAGGAGCGCAAUAAAUAUUGCAGCAGUUUAGAAUACAAGAAGUCCUUAUGUACAGCACAAACAACAUAUAAAACAUUAAGUGGAAAGUGCGAAACCACUGGCAAUGAUAAAUAUUGUACCGAAUUUAAAAAAAAAAAACCGGAGGGGAAGGAAUAUGGGCCACCACAGCCAUUAACAUGCCCUAAAGCAAUCGCUUGUACAGAACAACAUACAGAAAAUACUUUAACGAGUGAAACCCUCUCAGGGGAAGAAGUAACUCGCCUAAGUGCAUCUUCAGGACCUGGACAACAUGAAGCACAUGGACCAGAAGUUAGACCACCAGGUCCAGCACUUAGUACAGUUCCAGAUAAGGAAGGAAAAAAGCCUACCGCAACACCAAAAAAACCUUCUGCCGGGGACGACUUCGACCUUGGCGACGCCGUGGUAGAUGGUGUCUCUGGUGAUGAAGGAAGAGGAGGUUCUGAUGGGGGUGGUAGCCAACUACAGCUUCAGCAGAAACAACAACAACAACAAUUACCAUCUGCUUCUGCCUCUUCCGGAGUGGACAGUAGCACUAUUGGUGGCGGUGCUGCUGCUGGCGUUGCAGGAGUAGUAUUACCAGCACUUGCUUUCUAUCUAUAUAAGGUAAGUAUACCUAACACAGGAAUAUGAGGAGGAAGGAGCAGCAAUAAUAAAAGUAGAAGAAAAAGAAGUUCAUUAGUACGCAGGUUAAAUAAGGAGAAUGAAUAUGAUUCUUCCUCAGCAUACAACGCAACAACAGUAGAUUCAGAACCUGACUUAACGGAGGAGGAGGAUGAUAAUUCUACAGAAUAUUCUGUCCCCUAUAUUAGAUAA
Plasmodium coatneyi is the source of this 1293-nucleotide messenger RNA. Its product is annotated as KIR protein. Lineage: Eukaryota; Apicomplexa; Aconoidasida; Haemosporida; Plasmodiidae. The transcript has 4 exons. The record is from RefSeq and is a predicted model, not a curated record. Bases 1 to 1110 code for a protein of 369 amino acids.